Oikopleura dioica is the source of this 1347-nucleotide messenger RNA. The record is from the annotation of a GenBank genome assembly. Lineage: Eukaryota; Metazoa; Chordata; Appendicularia; Copelata; Oikopleuridae.
AUGAUCGGAGGAUUGUUCAUUUACAAUCAUAAAGGAGAAGUUCUCCUUUCUCGCCUCUACAGACAGGACUUGAAUAGGGGCCACAUUGAUGCAUUCAGGGUUUCAGUGGUGCACUCCCGCUCAGCGGUGCGCUCCCCCAUCGUCAACAUCGCCAGGACUUCCUUCAUGUACAUCAAGUUCAACAACAUCUGGAUCGUGGCGGCGACGAGGACGAACGCAAAUGUGGCGAUGAUCUUUACGCUUCUCAAUAAAAUCCUUAUCGCAAUGAAAGGGAUCAUGAGCAAAGUGAACGAGGAACACGUCAAGAAUAAUUUCGUCGUACUCUACGAGCUGCUGGACGAAGUACUCGACUACGGCUACCCUCAACAGGCGGAGCUUGGCGCACUCAAGGGAGUCGUCAACACUCAUGCUGGGCUAAAGGCGGCGAUGGAAGACUUCGGCAUCACUUCGUUGCGUUCACGCUCGCCCAGCAAGGAACCGUCUCACGUGACUUCGGCAGUGACGGGCCAAGUGGGCUGGCGUCGCGAAGGCAUAAAAUACCGUCGAAACGAAAUCUUCCUCGACGUCCUGGAGAGCGUGAAUUUGCUGAUGAGCCAGGGCGGAAAGGUGCUUUCCUCGCACGUGGCGGGCCGAAUCGCGAUGAAGAGCUACUUGUCCGGCAUGCCAGAGUGCAAAUUCGGCAUGAACGACAAAAUAGUCGGCGACAGCAAACCCGACAAUACGACAAGCGACUUCCACAAAGACGACAAGAAAGUGGGCGCGAUCGCCAUCGACGACUGCACUUUCCAUCAAUGCGUUCGACUCUCGAAGUUGCACACCGAAAAGGCAGUUUCUUUCAUUCCUCCCGACGGCGAGUUCGACCUGAUGAAGUAUAGAACCACGAAGGACGUGUUUCUGCCGUUCAAAGUGAUCCCGAUGGUUCGCGAGAUCUCCCGCCAGAAGAUGGAAGUCCGAAUCGUCGUCAAGUCUCAAUUCGCGGCCGGCCUCUUUGGACAGAAAAUCGAGAUCAAAAUCCCCACGCCAAAGAACACAGCUUCUGUUCAGCUGCUCUGUAUGAAAGGAAAAGCCAAGUAUAAGGCGGCCGAAAACGCGAUCAUUUGGAAAAUGAAGCGAAUGGCGGGCAUGAAGGACAAUCAAAUGUCUGCCGAAAUCGAGCUUCUUCCGACUUCGGAGAAGAAGUGCUCCCGGCCGCCGAUUUCGAUGAACUUCGAGGUUCCCUUUUCUCCCUCCGGACUCAAGGUUCGCUAUCUCAAAGUCUUCGAAUCGAAGCUCAACUACUCGGACACCGACGUCGUCAAAUGGGUCCGCUACAUCGGCAAGAGCGGCCUUUACGAAACCAGAUGCUAA